CCCUAAUCUGCUUUCAUCAUCCCAGAGCAUCCGCUUGGACUCUUGCACGGCUGAUGAGGAUGAGGGCAGAUGAGGGCAUGAGGGUAUGAGGAAAACGAGCUUCGCGGAGCGGACGCACUUCAGCGACUCCCAGACAUCCGUCUCUGGGCGGCAGCUGUGGAGUGUGGAAGCACAGAUACACUCACCUCGCAGACACUUCGUGUGGUGAAAAUGGAGCACAGAACAAAAAUUAGUGACAAUCUGUACAUGGCAACAGCCAGGGCGCCGGUCAACAUAGCCGUCGUCAAAUACUGGGGAAAAACAAAUGAGGAGCUAAUUAUUCCUGCGAAUGAUUCUCUGAGCCUGACCCUCCACAUCGAUCACUUAUGCGCCAAGACGACGGUCGCCGUUGGAAGGGACUUCAAAGAGGACAGGAUAUGGUUGAAUGGAAAGGAAGAACGUGUCACGACAAGAAUACAAAACUGCUUGCUCGAAAUUCGCAAGAGAAGCCGGGAGUUUAUGCACAUGCACAAUACCGGGCUCCCUGAUUACAGUGACUGGCACCUUCACAUCUGUUCCGUGAACAACUUUCCGACAGCCGCUGGACUAGCAUCAUCUGCUGCCGGCUAUGCUUGCCUUGUGAAGUCACUUGGGACCCUGUUCCAUGUGAAAGGAGACCUUUCUGCCAUUGCAAGGCGUGGCUCUGGCAGUGCUUGCCGAAGCAUGUAUGGUGGCUUUGUCGCCUGGCUGAAGGGCCUGAGGCAGGAUGGAAAAGACUCCGUGGCCAAACAGAUAGCUCCCGAAAACCACUGGCCCGAGAUGCGAAUAGUCCUAUUGGUGGUGAGCGACGUGAAGAAAGACACCGGUAGCACACAAGGGAUGGAACUCUCCAUGCUGACAAGCAGCCUGUUGGAAUACAGAGCUACCAAAGUGGUACCACAGCGGAUGAAGGAUAUCACAGAAGCUAUUGUCAACAGGAACUUUCACAAGUUUGCGGAGAUCACAAUGCAGGAAAGCAAUCAGCUUCACGCAGUGUGCCUGGACACUUACCCUCCUAUCCGGUACAUGAAUCUCGUCUCAUGGGACAUUGUGCACCUUGUUCACCGCUACAACAGGUACUAUGGUACCAACAAACUGGCGUAUUCAUUUGAUGCUGGGCCCAACGCUUGCCUCUUCAUGCUGGAAGACUCACUCUCUGAAGUGCUGUCCAUAGUGCAACAUGCAUUUCCCUCGUCUCUCGGGAACUCGGACUUCUUUCGUGGUGCGCCUGCAGUGAGAAGCAAGCCCCCUAUGGAGCUCUUGGAGCAUUUAAACAUCACUCCUCAACCAGAUGCAGUCAAGUUUUCUAUUGUCACUAAUGUGGGCUGUGGACCAGUAUCUGUCGAUGAUCCCGAAGAACAUAUUUUGGACAUUCACGGGUUUCCCCGCUGAUUUGUACCCUUCCAACUGGAGCAUCCACAGGAUGCCUCUUGUUUUAUUGAGGAAGUCUUCUUCCAAGCCACAGUGGCAAGAGUAUACUUUGUAAGUUGGUUGGAAGGAAAACAAGUAUUUUUUUACUUGAUAUUUUAAUGAGGUUUGCUAAGUACUCCCAACUGCUUAGAAAUAAUUACUACCAUCAUUAGCAACACCGUGAGAGCAAAGCCAUGGCCUGUCCUGUAAGCUGCCAACCAGUGCCUCAAGAACUUUUUGGAAUACAAGGAUAGGCACAGUGCUCACCAGACUUAUACAGAACACGUAAAGUAUGUGUUAUGUCGAAAAAGCACUAGCUUGGUGGCAGCUGAAAAACAGCUCCGUUAAUUAGCGCCGAAUGGAACUCUGCCGAGCAGGGGAGGCCUCUCGCUCGAAAUUGCGGCUUUGCAACUGGGGUAGUGUAGAUCACUGGUAGGCAAGUUUGUUGCGUUGUCUCCUGUACCGCCGCUAUUUCACCAUUGAGCAAACCAUCUCCCCUGCUCGGGCAGGUCCAUCGAGCGCUACAUAGCGUGCCUUCGAGAUAAGGCAAAGUUUGCAUGUUCCGUAUAAGUUUGGCGAGCACUGUACAUUGCUUCUUCUUACGUACACCUCUGUUACGUGCAGUAUCAGAGUGCAACAUGUAAUAUGCUUCUAUUGUGGCUGGUGCCAUGUUGUAAUCUCGAGCCACUAACAGGAUUGACCGUGGAGUAUCGUGGGGUGUAACAAACCAGGGUGCGUAUGAAAUUAAAUGAGUUAUUUUUUGUC
Messenger RNA from Ixodes scapularis (black-legged tick), 2193 nucleotides. RefSeq names its product diphosphomevalonate decarboxylase (gene Mvd). Gene Ontology annotation, cellular component: cytosol. The coding region runs from base 211 to 1410 and encodes 399 amino acids. The transcript is spliced from 12 exons. Gene Ontology annotation, biological process: isopentenyl diphosphate biosynthetic process, mevalonate pathway; isoprenoid biosynthetic process. The record is from RefSeq and is a predicted model, not a curated record. Gene Ontology annotation, molecular function: diphosphomevalonate decarboxylase activity; ATP binding. NCBI's taxonomy places the organism in Eukaryota, Metazoa, Arthropoda, Arachnida, Ixodida, Ixodidae.